Plenodomus lingam JN3 is the source of this 177-nucleotide messenger RNA. The record is from RefSeq and is a predicted model, not a curated record. NCBI's taxonomy places the organism in Eukaryota, Fungi, Ascomycota, Dothideomycetes, Pleosporales, Leptosphaeriaceae.
AUGCUUUUCGGCGCCUCAGACACACCAAGACGCACGCGACGUGCCACCAUUUCCGUUGGCGGGCAGGGAACCUACAGCCGGCUUGUCCUGAUGAGGCCAGGCGCAAAUGCCAUCCAGCUCCCGGUCUGCAUGUGCGCCGCAGCGAGCGUCACUUUUCGGUGGGGAACGGAGAGGUAG